This is a messenger RNA of Syngnathoides biaculeatus (alligator pipefish), 3123 nucleotides long. Its product is annotated as ras-related protein Rab-14-like. The transcript has 8 exons. Gene Ontology annotation, cellular component: phagocytic vesicle; recycling endosome; Golgi apparatus. NCBI's taxonomy places the organism in Eukaryota, Metazoa, Chordata, Actinopteri, Syngnathiformes, Syngnathidae. The record is from RefSeq and is a predicted model, not a curated record. Gene Ontology annotation, molecular function: GTPase activity; GTP binding. Bases 147 to 794 code for a protein of 215 amino acids. Gene Ontology annotation, biological process: endocytic recycling; phagosome maturation; defense response to bacterium.
CACGAGGAGGUCUCGCGAUACGUUGCGUGAUUUGGAAGCAUUGCGGAAGAGGAGGAGGCUAACAAACGAAGCAAGCUCAUCCGUCUGACUGAGGAGUGUCAUCUUUUUAACGCUUUGAACCAUCACCCGGAAAGUCAGGAGCAAAGAUGACCGCAGCGCCUUACAACUACUCCUACAUCUUCAAGUACAUCAUCAUCGGUGACAUGGGCGUGGGCAAGUCAUGUCUGCUGCACCAGUUCACUGAGAAGAAGUUCAUGGCUGACUGCCCUCACACCAUUGGUGUGGAGUUUGGCACCAGAAUCAUGGAAGUCCACGGCCAGAAGGUGAAGUUGCAGAUCUGGGACACAGCGGGUCAGGAGCGCUUCAGGGCUGUCACCCGCUCCUACUACAGGGGCGCCGCCGGGGCCCUGAUGGUCUAUGACAUCACCAGGAGAAGCACCUACAAUCAUCUCAGCAGCUGGUUGACGGACGCCAGGAAUCUGACCAACCCAAACACGGUGAUCAUCCUGAUCGGCAACAAAGGUGACCUAGAGGCGCAAAGAGAUGUCACGUACGAGGAAGCCAAACAGUUUGCCGACGAGAACGGUUUGCUCUUCUUGGAAGCCAGUGCCAAGACCGGUGAGAACGUGGAGGAGGCCUUCCUGGAGGCAGCCAAGCGGAUCUACCAGAACAUCCAAGACGGUAGCUUGGACCUGAACGCCGCCGAGUCGGGAGUGCAGCACAAACCGUCUGCACCCCAGGGGGGGAGACUCAAUGCGGACAGCCAGCCCCCCAAAGAAGGAUGCAGCUGCUAACCCACCAAAGGACGGACUUACAAAGUGCUUGUUUUUGAUUUGCUAGCUCUCCUGGUCGGGAGUCUCUGAACUCACUUGAAUCCCUGAUGUCUCAUUCUGGACCCCCCCAGGGGGAAGUACAUUCAAACACAGGUCUGCCCCACUCUCUUCAUCCCAGAAUUCCCCCCAAAACAAAUAAAUAUUCUUCCUCCAUGUGGACGUGAAGUUGGAUCCAUCACAUUCGAGGAGGCCUUCAGCCUGAUUUUUUGGGGAGCCUCAGAAACCACCAGAGAUCCCCUUUGUUCUCUACGUCCACACAUGGUUUCGUCCAAAUGGCUGUUGUCUUUCAUCAGGGACAUUUCCUCUGAACUGGAAGAGCGAUCUUGAAGUCCAAUUUUCACCUCGAUCCUCAUUUCCAUACAUCGUCACAAAUAUUUGGAAUGAUCACAGAAAGUGCGAAGUGUCCUGACAGUCAAGAGGAAAAGUUUCUUCCUGGACUGGAAGAUCUUAUACAUGUUUCAACACCAUUAUCAUUCCCAAACCCCAAAUAUGGGCUAAGUAGGACCUAAACCAGGUCUCCUUCAGUCCAAGUCAGAAAAAAAUGAACAGUGCACCAGGAAAAAUUCCUCUGGAUUUCUGGACUAGAAGGAACAUAACAUUAAACUCUCAUUUCCAAACCACAAAUGUGGACUGACUAGGUCCUAAAUCAGGUUUCAUUUGGUCUGUGCCAUUAAAAAAAAAAACAGAGUAAAAGUAGACUGGGACAGGCGUGUAGACAGUCCAGCAGUGUGUAAUGUGAGAUCUGACCCACGUUUCAAGUCCAAAGCCCACCCAGAGUCUCAUUAUCAUACCAGAUGUGGACUAAGGUCCUUAACUUUGUCUCCAGAAUAACCCUAAAUACCAAGACCAUGAUUUGAAGGCUCAGUGAUUCUGUUUCGUCCAAGUAGUGCUUUAACCCAUUUUUCUUUGGUUCCACGGCAACCUCCUUAAAAGUAAACUGGGGUCUGGGGAAGGACUAAAGGUAUUUGAAGGAACAAACAGACUUUUAAACGUAAUUCACUUUUUAUACGUUUUUCUUUAUUGUCCUUCAACUGAAUCUUUACUGGCGACCAAAAAUGUGCAAGCUCACGUUCACUUUCCUUCCUGAUGUAGCAUUCCGGGUGCAUUCCAGCUAGCUAGCUUCUUUCAUGAGCCUCCACGUAGACUGUUAAACUAGCACAGGGUGCAGCGCUGGCCUUGGGCCUCCAGGGGGUGCUAAUGCGCAGCCUAUAUGUCCUGAUGAGUUAACACUAAAAGUACAGUAUUUGUAGUAGUUUGCGUUUACACUUUUUGCUGCUUUCUGAUUGGCCGACAGCAAAUGUGCAUUCGGACUGCGUCUUUGCUUGUCAUCUCAACAUAUGUUAGCAAAUCAUUUUUACAAACACAUUCUGGAAGACAAGACUUUCCAAAUGAGUUGAAUCCACUCUAAAUGUGCUCUAAUCUACUUUUGUCCAGUUUAAUGCUGUCUAAAGCAACUUUUAAUUCACUUUGAACCGAUUUGAAUCCAGUUGAAAUUGUUUAAUCCAGUGUCAUUCUACUUGAUCCUAAAUCUGCUUUAUUUCAAUUGAAAGUGGUUUCGUGUCUAUUUGAAUCAAGUCUAAAUUCAAUCGAGAUUGACUUUUAACUCUCGUCCACAUCCAAUUUAGUCUAGUUCAAUCCAAUCCAAUUGUACUUUAAUUCAAUAUGAUCCAUUUGAACUAUUUUUUUCUUCUUUAAUCCACUCUAAAGCUACAUUUAUCCAAUCUAAAUCCACUUUAGUCCAGUUUAAUUUAUACUGGUUUCAUGCAGUUGAAAUCCAGUUUUAUCCUCUGUAUCUGACAUUCCAUUCAUUAGUUUGAUUAAUUUAGUCUGAAUAAAUUUAAUCCAUCCUUGUGUGCAUCAAAUUUAACCCAGUCGAAAUGAGUUUAAUCUGAAAAUACUUUUAUCCACAUUUGUCAGAGCAAUUUAAUCCCAUCAAAAUCUAUAAUCCAGUAAAAAUAAACAUUAAAAAUGCUAGUUUCUCCUGCCAUGGGUCGUCGUGUCAAGCAGCAUUACUAGCCUGUGUGUGUAUGGAGAGGGGGGGGGGGGUAGAGGUGUCAUGUCGUAUGCAGAGCUGUGUGGAUAAUUUUCUCUCCGGCUCUGGUCGCACAUGAACAAUUAUGAUGGCGCUUUUUAUUUAUACUUUAUUGUAUGUGUAUGCAUUUCCUUCCAUGUGCCACCAGUACAGGGGUUCACAUUUUUGUACAUAUAAAGUAAAUACAGACUCAAUGUUUGAUCACCUUAUUAUGGGAUGUCACGAUUUAAUGGACAAAAAUAAAAUUUCAUGAACCCA